AUUUUUUUAAUAAAAAUGAAUUUAAAUAUUUGAAUUAAUAAAUUAAGGCAAAAGAGAAAAAAAAAUUAUUGAAAGAAAGAAAAAGAAAAGGAAAAAAAAAUACAAAUUUUCUUAUAUCUUGUGAUGCUGUAAAUUGAUUGUCAGAAGGAAGGAUACGUAUUGCAAGGAUUAUAAGAAUAUAUAGAUGAGAACUUUUUUUUUCUUUUCUUGAAAAUAAAUAUUUUUUUUUUAAAGAAUUUUAUAUUGAUUUCAAAAUAUUAAUUUAAUUAAUAAAUGAAAACUAUAAUUAUAUUUUUUAAAAAAAAAUUUCAUUUUAAUAAAACUAUCAUAAAUAUUAUAGUAAAUCAACAAGAAGAAAAAAUUCUUAAAACCAAAAUGAGAUGAGUCCUAUAAGUAUGCAAUUUAAUUUUAAUGUGCUCAGUUUAAUUAGAAUUUAUUAUAAUAAUAACUUUAAAAAAUGUGUAGUUUAAUAAUGUAGUAAAACAAAUUUAUUUAAAUAAAAAAUAUUAUUAUUAUUUAUAUAUAUAUAUAUUAGUGAUUAUGAUUAUUAGGAAUUUAGAAAACAAAAAUACAUAUAUUAGGAAAUUAUAGUUUAUAAAAAAAAAAAUUGAAAAAAGAAAAUAUGCAAACUAGAACAACGCUCAAUACAUCUCAAACAUCUUCUUCAGCAACAUCUAAGGUUGUCGAAUUGAAUGGCUAUGUUAUUAUAUUGGUACAAGGUAAAGAUGGUAAAAUUAAAUUGUAUGGAUCACCAGCUGAGAAGGAUAAUCUUGAAGUUGCCGAUGAAAUUUUGGAUAUUAAUGAAAGAAAAUUAGAAGAUUUACCAAGAGCGGAAGUAAUAAGACACAUACAUGAGUGUAUACAAUCAUGUAUGAUAAAAUUACGAGUAAAACGAAGAAGUGAUUCCAAAUUAGCUGGUGAACUUGGUAGUGUAGUUCAAGAUGCUUUCGUUAUUGCAGUUGAACAACAAGCUCGCGAAAGAUUACAACGAUUAUCAGCUUUAAAACGUGUAACGCCAGUUGAUAUGACUUUACUUUCUAUUAAAUUAAACCAACAAAGUUCUGGAGAAGCAGGCGCAAAAGCUUCUAGUGAUUUUAGUUUCUUAAAAGAUGUAUCACCAAUUUAUAUGGCAUCAUUCGAACGCACACAUUUAAAUGCUAGUAAUCCAACGGUAGCUAUAGCGCCAGCAGUAUCAUUAGCAGCAACAACAUUAUCUUCAGCUACAAUUCCAACUGAAGAGGCUAAAGUGCCUGAUCAACAACCAAAGACAUUAACAGUUGAACCACAACAACAGCAACUACAACAACAGCAACAGCAGCAACAACAACCAACAAAUACAGAAACAAUAUCAACGUCAGCGUUAACACAAAAUGAUCAUAAUGAUAACAAUAAUCAAGUUGCAAAUAAAAAUAAUUGUAAAACCGAAAUUCCAACUAUAGAAAAAACUACUUUGAAUACACAAAUUAGUAUUCAACAACCACAACAAAAUAAUUUUCAAACAUCAUCUUCAUCGUCAUUAUCUAGAAAAAAUUCAAGUAAUUUACCACAACCACAAGUAAAUAAUUUACAAAAACCUUGUAUUAAACAACAGCAACAUCAAGAAAUUGAUAGCGUAUCAAAUUUUCAAAAUAAUUUUAAAGAUGAAACAACGACAAUUAGAUCAUGUAGUAGUACAAAGAGUUCUUUCAAAGAAAACCAAUCUAUUCCAAUUGAUAUAAGUGCAACCGAUUCUUCUAUACAUUUAGCUCAACAAAGAAGUUUUAAAAGAUCUAGUAGUAAUGAACCAAAUGGUAUACAAAAGAAACCAUUGCAAUAUAAUCUUUCACAGCCCCACCAACCUCCAUCUUCAAUUGCAAACACUUCUAUACAACAACAACAACAGCAAAACAAUAAAAUCGCUGUAGGCAAUAAAGACUAUAGUACUUUGGUUUACAAUUCAACGGCAAUUUUGCACAAUUUAAAUAAUAUUCGUUUGAGUAAUGGCAGUACCAGUAAUGGUAAACCUGAUAAAUGUUAUAAUUGCAUGCAAAACAAUAUAUACAAUAAUACUAUUAAUGCGACUACGGAAUUUCAACCUGAUAAAAAUUUAAAUUUAGAAUGCAGCUGUGAUUUGAUGCUAAAUAACAGACAACAGUCAGGGAAUUUAGAAAGUAACAUAGAUGGUAAAAUGAUUAUGGAUCAUCAAAGUGUUAUUCCUAAAUAUCAACCGUACAGAAUGAAAAUGGGCCCUACUUCAAAUUUAGUUCUUCCUACUGAUGAUAAUUUAUAUGCUAAUGAAAGUGGAUUUGUCAAAUUGACUGCUGCUGCUGAGGUAUUAAAGAGUCAAUUGAAUAAGAGAAGAUUAACAGUGUUAUCCGAUCGAGUGUUUACAGCUUUAAGUUUACUAUCAGAGCCUUCGAUAUCAGAAGCCUUUCAUGUAAGAAAAAUUGUGUCCGAAAUACUUAGUCAACAGAUUAAUGGUUUGCCAGUAACAACAAAAUCCCAAACAUUGUCAAAAGAUGUUACUGAACAGUUGAGUCAAUGUAACUCAAUGCAUGCUAUCGAAUUAGCAAAUUUACUUACAAGCCACGAAAUGGAAGGCCUAUUUUUAGCGCAUGACAAAAUUGCUGAGACAGCCAAUUUAGUUAUAUGUGAAAUUGAUUUGGAAAAACAGCAUCAAUUGCAACAACAUCAACAACAGCAACAACAACACCAACAAUUAGUUUUUAAUAAAAAUUUAAAAGAAGCUUUAAAUAAGCAACAAAAUCAAAAUUAUCCAAUAGUUCACUCAAUGCACUCAAAUUCGAUUUCGAAACCCUGCGUUAUUAAUAACAACAAUACCCAAUUGAAUUUGCAACAACAACCUGAACAAGGUCUAUGUCAAAGCGGAUUACAAGACCCAAAUAAACAAUACACCAACGACACAUCGCAAAAUUUAGUAAGAUUGAUACAUAUAGAGAAAUCAUCAGAACCUUUAGGAGCAACAGUUCGAAACGAAGGUGAUGCCGUUGUUAUCGCAAGAAUAGUUCGAGGUGGUGUUGCCGAAAAAUCUGGUCUUUUACAUGAAGGUGAUGAAAUUUUAGAGGUUAACAAUAUUAAAAUGCGUCGUAAAACUGUUAAUGAAGUAUGUAACUUACUUGGUGCUAUGACGGGAACAUUAACAUUUUUAAUUAUACCGGCGAGCUCAUCGUUGAAAGGUGGUGGUCGUGAAUCAACUAUUUUACAUGUAAGAGCACAUUUCGAUUAUGAUCCUGGAGAUGACUUAUACAUACCAUGUCGUGAAUUGGGUCUAAGUUUUCAAAAGGGUGAUGUUUUACAUGUUAUUUCACGUGACGAUCCAAAUUGGUGGCAAGCAUAUCGCGAAGGUGAAGAAGAUCAAAAUUUGGCUGGUUUGAUUCCGAGUCAAUCAUUUCAACAUCAACGUGAAACUAUGAAAUUAGCGAUAGCAGAGGAGGCAGCAAUGGCACGAUUAAAAGCCAAAGACAAUAAUAAAGGUAGUGGAAUGUUAUGCGCACGAAAAGGAAAAAAACGUAGAAGAAAAGGAACAGAAAGCGGCCAUUCGUUCCGAUCUGUUGCCACAUCUGAUGAAUCAGAUGAAGAAGAAAUUUUAACUUAUGAAGAAGUUGCUCUUUAUUAUCCUAACAGUUUAAAAAAACGUCCCAUCGUAUUAAUUGGCCCACCAAAUAUUGGAAGGCAUGAAUUAAGACAAAGAUUAAUGUCAGACUCAGAACGUUUUGCAGCAGCAAUCCCACACACAUCAAGAAUGCGUAGGGAUGGUGAAGUUCCUGGACAGGAUUAUCAUUUCAUAACAAAAGAACAAUUUGAAGCAGAUAUUUUAGCCCGUCGGUUCGUUGAGCAUGGAGAAUAUGAAAAAGCAUAUUAUGGUACAUCUUUGGAAGCGAUACGAAAAGUUAUCACUGAUGGUAAAAUAUGUGUUUUGAAUCUUCAUCCACAAAGUUUAAAACUACUGAGGGCUUCCGAUAUUAAACCGUAUGUAGUUUUUGUUGCACCACCAAGUUUAGAAAAAUUACGUCAAAAAACACUUGGAAUGGGUGAUUCUGGAAAAGAGGAAAAUUUAAAAGAUAUAAUAGCAACUGCUCGUGACAUGGAAGCUCGUUGGGGACAUUUAUUCGAUAUGAUUAUCAUAAAUAAUGAUACAGAAAAAGCCUAUCAUCAGUUAUUAGCUGAAAUAAAUUCAUUAGAACGUGAACCACAAUGGGUACCAGCUAUAUGGUUAGUUAACGAGAGAGCCGAUUUAUAACUCAUAAUUAUAUUUAUAUUAUUAUUAUUAUUUUUGAGAAAAUAUUUUAAAGGAAUAAUUAUUAAAAUAGCUAUGAUGAUGUAUAUCUGAUAUUUAAAUCUACUAUAUGAAUGAAAUAUAAUUAAAUUAUAAAUAAAAAAUAAAACUCAUAAAAUAUUUAAAUUUCAAAUGGUAAAAUCAAAUCAUGAACUCAAAAUACAACAAUGACGUAGGUAGUUGAAAACAAAAAAACAAAAAAAUAAAAAAACACUUUUAGCAAUAACUUAAUUUCUAUAUAGAAAAAGAGAAAAAUUAACUAAAUAAAAGAAAAACAAAGAGUAAAAAUACUGUUAUAUUGAUUUAGUUUUAAUUAAAAUUAAUUAAA
Molecule: messenger RNA, 4604 nt
Organism: Condylostylus longicornis
Lineage: Eukaryota; Metazoa; Arthropoda; Insecta; Diptera; Dolichopodidae
Exons: 12
Coding region: 623-4240 (1205 amino acids)
Biological process (GO): morphogenesis of an epithelial sheet; protein localization to plasma membrane; establishment or maintenance of polarity of embryonic epithelium
Cellular component (GO): adherens junction; plasma membrane
Molecular function (GO): protein binding
Source: RefSeq, a predicted model, not a curated record